This is a messenger RNA of Lontra canadensis (Northern American river otter), 2873 nucleotides long. RefSeq names its product wolframin ER transmembrane glycoprotein (gene WFS1). Bases 186 to 2849 code for a protein of 887 amino acids. Lineage: Eukaryota; Metazoa; Chordata; Mammalia; Carnivora; Mustelidae. The transcript is spliced from 8 exons. Gene Ontology annotation, molecular function: protein binding. The record is from RefSeq and is a predicted model, not a curated record. Gene Ontology annotation, cellular component: endoplasmic reticulum; endoplasmic reticulum membrane. Gene Ontology annotation, biological process: endoplasmic reticulum unfolded protein response; calcium ion homeostasis.
CCCCCGGCCCCGCCCCUCCGCGGAGGGCCGCGCUCGCCCGCUCCCUCAGCUGGUCGCGUCUCUCCCUCGGCCCCGCGUCUUAGCUCCCGCCUCUAGGUGUCCGGCUCCUCGCGAACAACUUUGCCACAGGCCGGGAGGCCCGAAGGCGUCGCGGAGUCGCGUGCGGCCCACUCGCGGCCGGCAGGAUGGACCCUGGUGCUCCCCCUGCCAGCCCCUCUGGCCCACAGCCUCCGUCGCUGCAGCCCCAGGCCCGCUCGAGGCUCAAUGCUACUGCCUCAUUGGAGCAGGACAAGAGUGAGGCGCCCCGAGCUCCUGGACCCCAGGUUGGCCCUGGACCAGACGUGGGAGACACAGCUGCCUCAGCUUUGGCUCGGGCCCCGAGUGCUCGGAGCCGAGAAAGAGCAGACCGAACAGGGCCCGUGAGGGGAGAUGUGGAAGUGCCCUUUGAAGAAGUCCUGGAGAAGGCCAAAGCGGGGGAUCCCAAGGCACAGACGGAGGUGGGGAAACACUACCUGCAGCUCGCGGGCAACGCAGAUGAGGAGCUGAACAACUGCACCGCCGUGGGCUGGCUGAUCCUCGCCGCAAAGCAGGGCCGGCGCGAGGCCGUCAAGCUUCUUCGUCGGUGUCUGGCGGACAGGAAAGGCAUCACUUCUGAGAACGAGCAGGAGGUGAAGCAGCUCUCCUCCGAGACGGACCUGGAGCGGGCCGUGCGCAAGGCGGCCCUGGUCAUGUACUGGAAGCUCAACCCCAAGAAGAAGAAGCAGGUGGCUGUGUCCGAGCUGCUGGAGAACGUCGGUCAGGUCAAUGAGCACGAUGGAGGGGCACAGCCAGGCCCGGUCCCCAAAUCCCUACAGAAGCAGAGGCGGGUGCUGGAACGCUUGGUUAGCAGCGAAUCUAAGAGCUACAUAGCGCUGGACGACUUUGUGGAGAUCACCAAAAAGUAUGCCAAGGGCGUCAUUCCUGCCAACCUGUUCCUGCAGGACGAUGAUGACGAUGAGCUGGCAGGCAGGAGUCCCGAGGACCUGCCUCUGCGCCUGAAGGUGGUCAAAUACCCCUUGCACGCCGUCAUAGAGAUCAAAGAGUACCUGAUCGACAUGGCGUCCCGGGCAGGCGUGCACUGGCUGUCAACCAUCGUCCCCACCCACCACAUCAACGCCCUCAUCUUCUUCUUCAUCAUUAGCAACCUGACCAUCGACUUCUUCGCCCUCUUUAUUCCCCUGGUCGUCUUCUACCUGUCCUUCAUCUCCAUGGUGAUCUGUACACUCAAGGUGUUCCAGGACAGCCGGGCCUGGGAGAGCUUCCGCACCCUCACAGGCCUGCUCCUGCGCUUCGAGCCCAACCUGGACGUGGAGCAGGCCGAGGUAAACUUCGGCUGGAACCACCUGGAGCCCUACCUCCACUUCCUGCUGUCCGUCGCCUUCGUCAUCUUCUCCUUCCCCCUUGCCAGCAAGGACUACAUUCCCUGCUCAGAGCUGGCCGUCGUGUCCGUCUUCUUCACGGCCACCAGCUACAUGAGCCUGAGCACCUCCGCCGAGCCCUAUACCAGGAGGGCCCUGGUGACCGAGGUGGCCGCUGGCCUGCUCUCCCUGCUGCCCACGCUGCCCUUCAACCUGCACCCCCUGAAGCUACUGGGCCAGACCUUCCUCGCCGUGCCCCUCGGCCCCCUCGUCGUCCUGAACGUCAGCCUCCCCUGCCUGCUCUACGUCUACUUGCUGUACCUCUUCUUCCGCAUGGCACAGCUGAGGAACUUCAAGGGCACCUACUGCUACCUGGUGCCCUACCUGGUCUGCUUCAUGUGGUGCGAGCUGAGCGUGGUCAUCCUGCUCGAGUCCACCGGCCUGGGGCUGAUCCGUGCCUCCAUAGGCUACUGCCUCUUCCUGUUCGCCCUCCCGAUCCUGGUGGCCGGCCUGGUGCUGGUGGGUGUGGUGCAGUUUGCCCGCUGGUUCCUGGCCCUGGAGCUCACCAAGAUCGCCGUCGCUGUGCUGGUGUGCAGCGUGCCCCUGCUGGUCCGCUGGUGGACCAAGGCCAACUUCUCGGUGCUGGGGAUGGUCAAGUCCCUGACGCGCAGCUCCAUUGUCAAGCUCAUCCUGGUGUGGCUCACGGCCAUUGUGCUCUUCUGCUGGUUCUAUGUGUACCGCUCGGAGGGCAUGAAGGUGUACAACUCCACGCUGACCUGGCCACAGUACAGCUUCCUGUGUGGGCCCCGGGCCUGGAAGGAGACCAACAUGGCCCGCACGCAGAUCCUGUGCAGCCACCUGGAGGGCCACCGGGUCACAUGGACGGGCCGCUUCAAGUACGUGCGCGUCACGGAGAUCGACAACAGCGCCGAGGCAGCCAUCAACAUGCUGCCAUUCUUCGUGGGUGACUGGCUGCGCUGCCUCUACGGCGAGGCCUACCCGGCCUGCGGCCCCGGCGAUGGCCCUACGGCUGAGGAGGAGCUCUGCCGCCUCAAGCGCCUGGCCAAGCACCCCUGCCACAUCAAGAAGUUCGACCGCUACAAGUUCGAGAUCACAGUGGGCAUGCCGUUCAGCAGCGCCAACGGCUCCCGUGGCCCGGAGGAGGACGACGUGACCAAGGACAUCGUGCUGCGGGCCAGCGGCGAGUUCAAGGACGUGCUGCUCGGCCUGCGCCAGGGCAGCCUCAUCGAGUUCAGCACCGUCCUCGAGGGCCGCCUGGGCAGCAAGUGGCCUGUCUUCGAGCUCAAGGCCAUCAGCUGCCUCAACUGCAUGGCCCAGCUGUCACCGGCGCGGCGGCACGUGAAGAUCGAGCGCGACUGGCGCAGCACCGUGCACGGCGCGGUCAAGUUCGCCUUCGACUUCUUCUUCUUCCCGUUCCUGUCGGCGGCGUGAGGCCGUGCCAUCCCCCGCCCCCCA